Molecule: messenger RNA, 3753 nt
Organism: Xyrichtys novacula (pearly razorfish)
Lineage: Eukaryota; Metazoa; Chordata; Actinopteri; Labriformes; Labridae
Source: the annotation of a GenBank genome assembly
AAAUUAAAUAUCUAGUAAAUAGACACACAUGAUGAAGUUAAAAAGAUAUUUAAUUUGUCUCCCUCCUUUUCUUUCCUCCUCUUCCUCUUAUUUCUCACGCAGCUCGACCUGGACACGUCUCCGUGUCCUCUCUCCGUCCUGCUGCAGCGUCUGAACAGAUAAUUUGUUUCAGUGCUCAGAUGAGUUAUUUACUUUAAGCCUACAUACGAAUAUUAUAAUAUUCAGUUUUGUGAGCCAAACAUAUUUUAUAUGCCAACAUCUAUGAAAGAAAGAGCCAGGCCACGGAGCGCGAUGCGUCAUUUACACACAGAUGGUUCCAAUUUUGAUGCCAUUUUUGGAGUUUACGUUGUGAUCUGUGCGCACAACCCACCUUUGUCACGUGAGGUUUGAAUAUAUGCAACUUUAUGUGAGUGUCUUUUAUUUGUGGAAAAGGGUGUUUGUCUUACCAGUGGGUCCAACAUUACACACACCAAAUCCAUCUGUGCUCAAAUGAGAGAGUGUGGAGGACGCCCAAUGCAGCGCUUACAGUGACACUUGUUGAGGAGCUGCCUUCUGUCGCCAUCAUGUGGCAUUGCUGUCUUCAGACAUCUCUUGAUCUCUUUGACUACUUCACGAAAAUAGUAAUACGCCUCGCCUGUGGCGGAUUUAAAGGCAAGGAGAGGAGCUUAUGUGAUUGGUGAAAACAGGCCUCGGCUGUGUUAAACCCACUCCACGCCCUCUCUCCUCCCUCGCUAUGACUUACGCCGCUGGGAGGAGCUGAGUUAGGGAGGGGGGAUACUUACGCCGGGCUGCGCCGCUCACCAAAAUACCAAAAUGUGCUUGGGAACGCCUUGUCGGCGCGGCGGACCUGACUUACGCCGCGCCUGCGGCACGUCUCCGGCAAGGCACGGAAAUGGAGCCCCUCAUCUUUAUUUCACCCUCAAAGGAAUGCAGUGACUCUGGUCACUGAAAGGAGAUGGGGGGUGAAUUUCCACACCCAAACCAUGGUCUUUUACAACCUCCUGUCUGUGGGAAACUAACCAAGAGGUGAUCUUCCAAAAGACUGACAGUCAAUCUUUUGCAUUUCAAAGAGACAAAGUUGCUAAUUUCCAGCAGGACCGCCUAGACUGGAUAAACAUUCACUACAUGGUUUGAUGCAUCUGCUCAUAAGAAACGAUGAAGUGAAACUAUAUCAUAUGUGAUUUGAUAAACAACAAUCAUAGUGAGAGAGUAAAUUAGGUCUAACUCGCUUAUGAACCCCGCAAGUUAAAAUCAAUUCCCUUGCCAGCCUGAUCAGCCCUCGCUGUGAACAAUGAAUGGGUGCACAAGCUCCCCCUCCUUAGGUUCACGCCCCACAUUAAAUGGGCUAAAUGCGCUGAGCUGACUCUUAUCAUUCUCUUAGCAUCUUUGCUCUUAUUGUCUUUUUGUCUUGUGUGUUUUUGUCUCCGUCCAUCGUCUUGUAAGUUUUUCCCUUUUUUUUUUCUUAUUUGCCUUAAGUUUUGCAGACCUUUCUAGAAACUUGGAUGAAACCAAACCCAAGUUUCUUUAAAACAUUAGUGAUCAGCUGCGCGCAUAGAGAACCUCAGUCUAAGUCUUUUAUUUUGUUUACUUCGCCAUAGUGACUCCGGAGAACAAAGUCGGCUGGCUAGCGAAUUUAUUUUCUUAAGUUAUUGGCGUGAAUUAAUCUGCAGUAAAGCUAAUCCUGAACACCCGGAGGACCGACCUGCAUCAUCUGCCGAGCUGUGUUUGCCACAAGAUUCCAGAAGGAUAGCACUGUGGGACCCACGGGGUGCAUUUGGCGUGCAUUUGGGUGUGACGACAGAGACACCGUUCGGCUGGCUGCAAGCCACCCUGCAAAGACCAUCUGUAGCCUGGGCCUUCAGUGAUCCGCUCCAAGAUUGCCGCUGAGAACCAUCAUCGAAUAAGUGGGCAAACACAUCUUAAAGAACCGGUGAUGCUGUCAAGCGUUCAGGGCUUAUAAUUUUAAUUAUAGUUUAGUUUCUUUAAAUUCCUCUCCCAAAUGUAUCCUCGUAACCCUAUUAACGUAGGAAAGCCCUAUUUGCAUGGCACGGGAGUACAUCGAUGAUGCGUGAGCAUCUGAAGAGAAGACAUGGGUUUCUUAGCCUGGAUGAAGGCAGUGGCACUUCAGCAGGCACGGGGUAAGUCAUGCCGAUAUAUUUAAAAACUACCGUAGUUAGUAAAAAGGCGAGAAAUAAACGAGUUAUCGUGGUAGUGGAUGGGUGACUGGGUGACUGGGGCGCUACGUUACCGGGGCGAUCAUGUAUAAGAAUAUAAUACAUUAAAAAAAUAUUGUUGGCUGGAAAUUGUGGGAAUAAUACACAGUUUGAUUGCCGGCCUAAAACCGGAGCUGGGUAAAUCAGUACCAUGUUCUUAUAUACACUCUCUUAUUUCAGUGGAAAACAACAAAAGCUUGAUGGCUUUUUAGAGAACAAAACCUGCACACCAAAGGAUCAAGAUACCAUAACAGGCUGUGCUGAACAUGUUGGUGACCGACAUGAGGCCAAUUUCAAUGGUUGAGGGUGAGGGCUUCAAGGCCCUCAUAAAGACACUCCACCCUGGAUAUGUCCUCCCAUCAAGGUGGGUCAACUGUUUUAAUGCUUGUUAUGUUGUGUUUGAGAUUUGUUUUGAAUGUAAAACCGCUGACGCCUGGACAAGUGUGGCCACAAAAGCCUACCUUGGUAUCACUUGUCACUACAUAGGGGACAAUUGGGAGAUGGAGUCUGUGUGCCUAACCACAUUGCCACUGCAGGUAAAAGUCACUCACUCAUCCAUCGACUCCCUGCACUCACUUUUUUUUUCACUUAAACUCACUGACUCUCUCUCUCUCUCUUUGUCUUUUCAUUUUCUUCCUCUCUCUCUCUCUCUCUCUCUCUGUGCAGGACAGGCAUACUGCGUCCAACAUUGCAGACUGGUUGGAGGAGGUGGUGGCUAAAUAUGAAAUUCCAGUAACCAGAGUCGCUGCCAUUGUCCACGAUAAUGGAGCUAAUAUCGUGGGGGCAGCCAGAUUACUGGAGGAGAAGCAUGGUUGGAUGUCCGUACGCCGCACUGGCCACACCCUGCAGCUGGCGGUCAACACUGCCAUAAAGGCCCACCAGAGCACAGAGAGAGCCCUUGGAGCCGCUAGGUCAUUGGUGGAGCAUUUCCACAAGAGUGAAUUGGCCAGAACCAAGCUGAAAGCUAAGCAGCUGCAGAUGAACACACCUCAAAAGAAGCUGAUUCAGGACGUAGCCACAAGGUGGAAUAGUACCUACUAUAUGGUGGAGAGCCUCCUCCAACAGAGGUGGCCGGUUACAGCAACAUUGUUGGACUCCUCUAUCACACCCAAGGGCAAAAGGUAAUUAUUUCCUUUGCAUUUACUUUGACCACCACAUUACUACAGUACUUAACCUCAGUAAUACCCAGGAUGCUUUACAAUUCUUUCAUUCAUGCUUUCAUUCCCAGAUACCUGGAUUUGAAACCAGAUCAGUGGAGCCUGCUGGAAGAACUGCUGAAGACCCUUAAGCGUUUUGAGGUUGCCACUGUUUUUAUGAGUGGGCAGAACUAUGUUACCAUCUCUGCAGUACCGACUCUUGCGAGGGGGCUAUUGAAGGCCACCCAGAAUGCUUCUUUCGAGUCACCCCCGAUGAAGGCUUUCCAGGCCACUAUGACAGAGCAGCUUAAAAAGCGAUGGGAUAGGGAGACAUCCUUCACAGAUACGGCACCAAAUGCUGUGAUCAUGUCAGCUGCCCUGGACCCACGCUUCAAGAAGCUCAG